Rubroshorea leprosula is the source of this 1848-nucleotide messenger RNA. Lineage: Eukaryota; Viridiplantae; Streptophyta; Magnoliopsida; Malvales; Dipterocarpaceae. The record is from the annotation of a GenBank genome assembly.
GAAGAAGCUUUCAAGCAACCGAUUAUCUCCUUGAGUAUCUCUGUAGCUUAUGCUAGAAUCUCCUCAUUUCACGGCCAAGACUGGAAAUUUCAAAGGAAUAAUCAAGUCUGAUGUCACUUCUCUCUCACACUUUGAGAGGAAUAUAGCUUCUAGGCAUGGAAAUCAUCCCUUACAAUAAUCCACCAUGUUGUCAUUUGAACCGGAAUUUAGUAAAGAAAAGCUUGAAUAGACAGCAAGUGAAGCUUCUAUCUUUAAGAAGAAACAGCACUUCAUGUACUAGGAUUCAUUGUAGAAGUGGGUCUGUUGAAUCUUCUGAUAAAAGAUAUCCUUGCUUAAAGAAAUACUCUCAUGGGAAAAGUUCUAGGCCUUUUAACGGUCUUGAACCAGUGAAAAAUGUUGACACAAAGGUCUUCAGUGGAAACUAUGAUGGAUAUGUAAUUGGAAAUGAAGAGGAUGUGGGAAGUAUGUCAGAAACUGGGGAAUCAUUGGGCAGGGUUUCGAUUCCUGGGUUGCCAGGUGAUUCUAAUGGUGAAUGUGAGGCUCCUAUAAGCAGUGGCUCUUGGGAAUGGAAACCCAAGUUUAAUGUGCAUUAUGAGAAAUCGGGUUGUGAAAAUGUCAAUUCUCCCCCAAUUCUGUUUCUUCCUGGUUUCGGUGUUGGUUCUUUUCACUAUGAGAAGCAACUGAAGGAUUUGGGUCUUGAUUAUAGAGUAUGGGCAAUUGACUUCCUUGGCCAGGGCUUGUCAUUGCCUGUUGAAGAUCCCACUUCACAGUCUGAGGAGAGCACCUCAAAAGGGAAGGAUCUUGUGUGGGGAUUUGGAGAUAAAACUGAACCAUGGGCCAGUGAACUGGUUUAUUCUAUGGAUUUGUGGCGAGAUCAAGUUCAUUAUUUUGUUGAACAGGUGAUAGGUGAACCAGUCUAUAUUGUGGGGAACUCUCUAGGAGGAUUUGUUGCAUUAUACUUUGCAGCAUGCCAUCCACAAUUGGUGAAGGGUGUUACACUACUUAAUGCAACUCCUUUUUGGGGAUUUCUACCUAACCCCGUAAAAUCUCCAAGACUAGCAAAGAUAUUUCCAUGGUCUGGAACAUUUCCUCUGCCAGAAAGUGUGAGAAAGCUGACAGAAUUUGUUUGGCAGAAAAUAAGUGAUCCUGAAAGCAUCGCACAGGUACUUAGGCAAGUUUAUGCAGAUCAUUCCACUAAUGUUGACAAAGUAUUUUCUCGUAUCCUUGAGAUCACAGAACAUCCUGCUGCUGCUGCAUCAUUUGCUUCAAUUAUGUUUGCCCCUAGAGGAGAACUAUCAUUUAGGGAUGCUUUAUGCAGGUGUCAUAUGAACAGUGUUCCCAUCUGUCUAAUGUAUGGAAAAGAAGAUCCCUGGGUGAAACCCAUCUGGGGCCUUCAGGUUAAAAAGCAGGUGCCUGAAGCUCCAUACUAUGAGAUCAGCCCCGCUGGUCAUUGUCCACAUGAUGAAGUUCCUGAGGUUGUGAAUUAUUUACUUCGUGGGUGGAUCAAAAGCCUGGAAUCCCAAGGUUCGGUUUCAUUACCCCUGCUUGAUGAUACUGAAAGUAUACAGAAUAGCAUUAACAAGGAUUUGGAAUUCAUGAGAGAAGGUUCAAAAAAAUCAGUUAGAGUGCGAUUCUUUGGUUUGAGGUUCUCAGUUUGGGAUCGGAUAACAUCUUAUUUAAAAUCUCGGUUUGGCACACUGGAUAUCCAAUCCCCAUAACAAAAUACAUUACAUGAUGUAAAUUCCUGUAAGCUCUCUUCAGCUUAGUUUGAUAACACGCUGAUUUGUAGCUGCAGCAUUUGGUUUUUUUAGUCCUUUAAUACCCUAAAAAUAUAGAAAAUAUAUAUUA